Messenger RNA from Lodderomyces margitis, 789 nucleotides. RefSeq lists its product as uncharacterized. The record is from RefSeq and is a predicted model, not a curated record. The transcript has a single exon. The coding region runs from base 1 to 789 and encodes 262 amino acids. Lineage: Eukaryota; Fungi; Ascomycota; Pichiomycetes; Serinales; Debaryomycetaceae.
AUGACUAACCCAACCACAUCAACACCAAUAUCCUUCAUCAAAACCCACCACCAGGAACAUAUGCAGCAGCAACCACAACCACCACAUAUCUACACCAUAUCCACCCUAAAUGCGCUCGUUUCCAAUCACACGGCAAAACUAUCCGACACCACCAACAUAUUCUACAUCAAAUCAGUCCACAGUUCAAUGAUAUACGAUAGGCAACUCAAGUACUGGACUCUUCUUAUCAGAAAUGACCAGACCCAUGACCAAAAUGCACCAAAUACACCAAACGCACAAACACCCACAAUUGCACAACCUUUUCCUCAUUGGAUCCCCAUCACAUCCUGCCUCGAACUGAUCCACGGCAGCGGUGGCUACUUGAGCCGAUACAUAACCAUAUACUUGGAACAAACUUUCGACCAAACAGGCGAAAUCACUUUGGGCAUCCCACCACUUUACUUCUCAAUAGGAACCAGUCUCGCGUUAGGCAAACGUGUCGGUGUAUCAAAGCUCAAUACCUUAUUAUUUAGUUGUUCAAUAAACCCAGGAGAGGUUGCACAAUUCUUUAUUAAACCCAAUUUUGUCAAUGUGCCACAAUUGAAACGUAUUUGGUACAAAUUUAAAGCCAAGAAGUUACAUUAUGUCGGGUUGAAUUUUAUUAAACUGUUUAAGAUGUUUGUUGUUGAUACUCCUGAGAAUCAAUGCUGGGUAUCAAGAAAUAUCGAUGAUUUACAAUGUGGUGGCGGUAAACCUUUGGCAAAUGUUGAUGAAGAAGAUGGUUAUAGUAAGAUACGAAUACAAUUGUAG